UUUAAGAAACGGUCGGCUCAUAUAGACAGUGAUGCUCAGACAGACAGUGGAGCGCUUGGAUGGAGGCUUCGUCGCAGUGUGCAGCGUUCAUUCCUGACGUGUCUGUCUACAUCUGAACCAACCCACAAGACCGGACAGACGGGGACUAUAUAACUUACGACCCGUCACUUUAUCUGAUAUGGAUACGCACGCCGUGCUGCAUUAAUUAAAGAGGGGGGCAUUUUAGUGAUGCCAACAUCCAGAGAGCAUCUGUGUUGCCGUUACCAGCGCGCGCGGUGAAGUUGGAUUGCGGAUCGCUUAAUUGUAUCGAGCUUGAAACACGAUCUGAGCAGCUUUGACACCGCGGAUGUGUGUUGUGUUGUGAAUGGAUGUGAAGACAUUCUCUUGACAUCGAGCGAUGCGUUUCUGUUGUCUAUAACACCUUAUAAGGAUGCAUGUAAAUAAAUGACAGUAGUUAUAAGGGGAAGCGUUAUCAUCACGUUUGUUUUUAUGUAAAUUGCGCUGAUUUGACUGGAGGAUACGGACAAUGAAUUGACGAUACUCUCGCAACUACGGAGUUAUUUCGUUGAAGAUCCCGAGGACUUAGAAGCUAAUAUAUCCGUAAGAAUUCGUACUAUUUGAAAAACGUAAGAGUUGAGUUCUUCAAACUGUUCUUUUAUCGCUAAUUUGAGUAGACGAAAGGCGCUUAAUGUGGUAAUAUCUAACGUCACCGGUUUUAUUCAAAAAUGUUAUUUAAUGUGACCAAAUAAACCUGAAUACAUCUUAGAUCAACAAACGUCAAGGGUUAGAUCGGGUAGAAUAGCUCCCAUUUCACUUUACAGUCCAAAAACUUGCUGGAACGCUGGAUGACCAUUGGUGAAGAUGUUGCAUGGAUUGUUGUAACUGCUUUCUACUGUCUACCAGGUUCAUCGAGCACUUGCUUGACCAUCUGAGGGCGUGAACUUCCUCCAGUCUUCAAUAUAUCAGCCCCUGCUUCAUUCAAAGACCUUCUAAACUUCAAGAACCAUGGAUAUUAAAACCGAGUCUGAUGACAACCUGGACUGUAGGCAGCCCGCACCCAUUGAAGUUUUUGCCAGCAGGUCCACGCUCCAUGGCAUCUCACACAUGUUCAGUUAUGAACGCCAGUACAUCAAACGAAGCAUCUGGAUCAUCUUUUUCUUGGGGUCUUUAUCGUUCCUGGUGCUUGUUUGCGCUGACCGCAUCAAGUUUUACUUUCAGUAUCCUCAUGUCACCAAGCUGGACGAGGUCACAGCACCAAUGAUGGCGUUUCCUGCCAUCACCUUCUGCAACCUGAACUCUUUCCGCUUCGGCCGCGUGACGCGCAACGACCUGUACCACGCGGGCGAACUGCUCGCGCUUUUAAACGGCAGGUAUGAGAUCCGGGAUACACACAUGGUGGAGGAGAGCGUUAUGAUGACCCUGAAAGAUAAGGCGGACUUCUCCAGCUUCAAGCCUCGUCCCUUCAACAUGCGCGAGUUCUACGAUCGAGCGGGCCAUGACAUUAAGGAAAUGCUCUUGUCCUGCUACUUCAGAGGAGCCGAGUGCAGUGCCGAAGACUUCACAGUGAUCUUCACACGCUAUGGAAAAUGCUACACCUUCAACUCUGGACAGGACGGACGGCCACUGCUGGUGACUAUGAAGGGAGGGAUGGGAAAUGGCCUGGAGCUGAUGCUGGAUAUCCAGCAGGACGAGUACUUGCCCGUGUGGGGAGAGACUGAUGAGACGUCGUUCGAGGCAGGAAUCAAAGUCCAGAUCCACACGCAGGAUGAACCGCCUUUCAUCGAUCAGCUGGGAUUCGGAGUGGCUCCAGGCUUCCAGACGUUCGUCUCCUGCCAAGAACAGCGGCUGACAUAUCUUCCUCCUCCAUGGGGUGACUGCAAGUCGACACCCAUGGACUCUGAAUUCUUCAGCACAUACAGUAUCACCGCCUGCCGCAUCGACUGCGAGACGCGCUAUCUGGUGGAGAACUGCAACUGCCGCAUGGUGCACAUGCCCGGAGACGCUCCAUAUUGCACUCCGGAGCAGUAUAAGGAAUGUGCAGAUCCAGCUCUAGAUUUUCUGGUGGAGAGAGACAAUGACUACUGCGUGUGCGAGACGCCCUGCAACAUGACACGCUAUGGCAAAGAGCUGUCCUUCGUCAAGAUCCCCAGCAAAGCCUCCGCCAAAUACCUGGCCAAGAAGUUCAACAAGUCGGAGCAGUACAUUGCAGAAAACAUCCUAGUGUUGGACAUCUUCUUCGAGGCCCUGAACUACGAGACCAUCGAGCAGAAGAAAGCCUACGAGUUAGCUGGCCUUCUUGGUGACAUUGGCGGACAGAUGGGGCUGUUUAUCGGGGCCAGUAUCUUAACCGUCCUGGAGCUCUUUGACUAUCUGUAUGAGGUGAUCAAGUUCAAACUGUGUCGCUGCGCCAAGAAGAAACACCAGCGGAGAGACAACAAUGAGCGAGGAGCUGUUCUCAGCCUGGACGACGUGAAGCGUCACGCUCCCUGUGACAAUCUUCGUACCCCGUCAACCUACCCAGCCAACAUGCUACCUCACCAUCCUGGCCAGGGCAACUUCGAAGACUUCACCUGCUGAGCUUAAAGCGAGAGCAGCCUGUCUGACAGAGAACAACCAAAGCCGAUCACAUCAGUACGGACUCCAUUCACAACCGGACAUUACAGAGAAACCUUCUGGAUCUGCUGCACAUGGGAAAACCACCAUGUCCUGAGAUAUAUAACCUGACAACGGAGGAAUGGUACCAAUCAACAAAGUGUAUUUUCACUAACACACUACAUGGAAAUGUGCAAAACUUUUAAUGUUUUUUGAACAUUUAAAGGAAAUACUGCCUCAAAAACAAAACUCCUUGAAGCCUCGUAAAUGUGGAGCGAUUUCCCCACGCCAAAUUACACAUAAUGUGACUCGGACAUCGAAUAGCUUCUCGCAGCUGGACCCUGAUGCCUUUUGUGUACAUAGUGCCGGCUCUAAACUGUCUUCAGACCAGUGGCUUACGUAGAUCAGUAGAUAAAUAUAGCUCUUAUUCACUGUAUGUAGCCUCAUUAGUCCCAUCUGCUGGAUCGAUUCAGUCUCAGUGUAUCUCACGAGAAUGUAACUUCCCGAACAAGGUGACCAUUACAUGCGUCAUGGUGGGUUUAGGGACAGUGGAGAGUUCGGGUUCCAUAUGACAUUGUGUUACAGGUCUCAUCUUGUAAAUGCAUGCUGGUUGUCCUGUGCAUGUUUUUAUUUUUAUUUAGAUUUCAUUAUUACUAUUGCCAAGUUUGCCUCAAUUAUAUACAGGUGUUGGAAGAUGGUGUAAAGUUUGUUUUUGUGUGUAUAUGCGUGCGUGUGCAGGUUUUGCUGUUCUUGUGGGGAUGAAAUUUCUCUGUGACCCCAGAAGAAUAGCUAGAUGACAAAAGCACCUUGUAAGAACAUCUCUACAAUGAUACAACAGUUCAAAAAGAAACUAAAAAAAUGUAUAAAUUCAUAUCUAAAAAUGCCAAAAAGUUUUAUUUUACGUUUAGGAUUAGUCUAGUAUAAUUAGCAUAUUUGACAAACAAUAGAUGUGAAUGGUCCUCAAAAGGAUACAGUGGCCCCAAAAAAUAUUUUGACACUCAAGUUACUCUUACAAAUGUGGGGAAAUGGUUGCAUUAGAAAGCAGUUGUGCAUCUCAAAUGCUGCAGUUUGUUUUCUCUUUACUUGUCUUUGAAUCAGCAGGUGUUUUUUAGUGAAUUCUCCUGAAGUUCUUCAUUUUAACACUGUUUUCUUUUUCCUCUGUCUUUUAACACUUUCCUCUCUUACCUCUUGUUUAAGAAACAAACUAUUUGUCAAAUGUUUUUACACUUUCUUUGAUAUUUUUUGGCCAAUUAAAUGAUAUUCAGACAUUUGUAAGUGUGACUUAAAGGAUUAGUUCACUUCAGAAUUAAAAUUCCCUGAUAAUUUACUCACCCCCAUGUCAUCCAACAUGCUCAUGUCUUUCUUUCUUCAGUCGAAAAGAAAUGAAGUUUUUUGAGGAAAACAUUCCAGGAUUUUUCACCAUAUAGUGGACUUCAACAGGGUUCAUCAGGGUUCAGGUCCAAAUGUCAGUUUCAGUGCAGCUUCAAAGGGCUCUACACGAUCCCAGACGAGGAAUAAGGGUCUUUAUCUAGUGAAACAAUUGGUCAUUUUCUAAAAAUAUAUAUAUAUAAAUACAUAAAAUAUAAAACUUUAACCACAAAUGAUCGUCUUGCACUAGCUCUGCGAUGCGCCACGCAUUACGUAAUCACGCUGGAAAGGUCAUGCGUAACGUAGGUGAAAGUACUGAGCAAGUGUUUACAAAGCGAACGUGCAAAGACUAAGUCACACGCCCUUUACAAAAAAAACAACAAUGUCGGACGAUUUUGAAGUUGGAGGAGAAAAUGAGAUGGAUUUUUUUCAACCGCACUACUUCUGUCUACGUCACGUGACCUUUCCGACAUGAUUACAUAAUGCGUGGCACAUCGCAGAGCUAGUGCAAGAUGAGCAUAUGUGGUUAAAAAGUAUAUACAUUUUUAUUUUUUUCACUGAAACUGACAUUUGGAUCUUCAACCCAUUGAACCCCACUAAAGUCCAUUAUAUGGAGAAAAAUCCUGGAAUGUUUUCCUCAAAAACCUUAAUUUCUUUUCAACUGAAUAAAGAAAGAUGUAAACAUCUUGGAUGACAUGGGGGUGAGUAAAUUUUAAUUCUGAAGUGAACUAAUCCUUUAAGUGCCCAAAUACUUUUAGGGCUGGUGUAUGAAUACAUGAUUAUGUGUGCAUGAAGGUGUGACUGAACAUGAAUGUGCGUGACGAAUCUUUCAUCAUUUGUGCGAUGUAGCUGGUCUGUUUCUGGACGAAAAACUUUCCAGGAUCAGGAAUGUAACAAACCAAAGAGUUUGUAUUGUUGGGUGGACCAGACCGAUCGCUCGUACGAGAUUCCAGUCAUGAACGCUAACUAUUCUAACUGUGCGUGCGUAUGUGUGCAUGUGUGUUUGUUCAAGUGAGACUGUUAUUCUUCUGUCUUUAUUUUGAUUGUUAAUGAAAAUUUAACUGCAUUUAACAACUUAUUAUUGUUCAGUUGAAUUCUGUACUUGCGAGACGUAUUUGUUAAUGUCGCAAACUUCAUAUCAAAGCACAAAUAAGACCACCGAUAUGUAAAGGUGAUGUUAAAGAAUGAUAAAAUAUUCUUAUCAGUGUUAUCAUGAUAAUCAGCAGAUUCAUUAUUACUCUGUUAAACUUUCCUUUGUUUUCGUUUUUUACUACAAACAUACAUAUUGCCUGAUAGUGCAGUCGGCAGAUAAUAGGCUGUUCUAUUUAUCUAUGAAGGUAUAAUAAAUAUUCAUAAUUUUACAAA
Ctenopharyngodon idella (grass carp) is the source of this 5325-nucleotide messenger RNA. It is a transcript of the gene asic1b, whose product is annotated as acid-sensing (proton-gated) ion channel 1b. The transcript has 11 exons. Gene Ontology annotation, biological process: sodium ion transmembrane transport. The record is from RefSeq and is a predicted model, not a curated record. Lineage: Eukaryota; Metazoa; Chordata; Actinopteri; Cypriniformes; Xenocyprididae. The coding region runs from base 1006 to 2577 and encodes 523 amino acids. Gene Ontology annotation, cellular component: membrane.